ACCACUAAACCGGGACUUAGCCAAUUUUUCAGCCAACGCUUCGAAGUCGCCAUUAUUUCAACCGGUGCCAACAGCAAGACAACAACUUUGAUCGUUUUUUUUUAAUCCAGUUAAUUAAAGCUGAACGGUCACUGCUAUGGAUACGGAUGAUUUACCGGUAAAGAAAUCCCAUUCUGAAGGGAAAUCACCAAUCCGCAUGGACACCAGUGCGAUGAAGCAGAAGCUAAGUAGCCCUCCAAAACAACAAAAAAGUACAAGUAAUCAUAGUUCACCACAUGGCCAAAUUAAAAUCAAAGACGAGAACAUGAAGAAACAUGGUGAUCAUAAACAUAAGGUGUCUUCAGGAAGUAAACCUAAAGAUGGUUCAAUGAAACCCAAGAAUGGUGUUUCGUCAUCAGGAGAUCAUCCAAAAUCCAACACCCACAAUUCAUCCGACCAUUCUAAGCAUGGAUCGCACAAGCAGCAUUCAGGAAGCAUUAGCAAAAGCAAAGAUGGGGAAAAGAAGUCUUCAGAGAUGCAUAAAAAAUCAAGCAGCAGCUCAAAGACCACCUCAAAUAAGUCCAGUCUAGGUUCUCCAAAGGUAGACAAGCAUAAAAGUGCAGAUAAAAGCGUACAUGGUAGUGUUAAAGUUAAAAAAGAGCCAUCGUCGUCACCAGUAAAAGAAUCGUCAGUACAAAGCCCUCCCAAGAUAAAACGAGAAGAUGAAUCCAAAGAUAAAAGUCAGGUAAAAUCAGAGAAAAGUCUGAAACGGACUCACCCAACAAGUUCAGAUGAAAUUAGCUCGAAAAAAAUUAAAGUGAAGGAACACGCAACCAAAGAAAAAGAUAAAAAGGCAAAGAAACGGAAAUCUGAUGAAGGUGAUGAUGAUUUUAAACCCAAUAAGAAAUCCAAGUCAUCUGCCAAAGUUAAAAGCGAAGUGCCAGAAAAGAAGAAAAAGAAAAAAGAGGAUGAACAACCCAUUUGGAAAUGGUGGGAAGAGGAAGGCCAUGCUGGUGGUGAGAAGUGGAAGUUUCUAGAACACAAAGGACCUGUAUUUGCCGCUGAAUAUGAACCGUUACCGAAGAGCGUCAAAUUUUAUUACGAUGGAGAGGUAAUGCAACUAAGUGAAAAGGCUGAGGAGGUGGCUGGUUUCUAUGCACGGAUGCUAGAUCAUGACUACACCACGAGGGAGGUCUUCAACAAUAACUUUUUUAAAGAUUGGAGAAAGGAAAUGACAAGUGAAGAAAGAAAAAUUAUAACCAGCUUAAAGAAGUGUAAUUUCAAGAAAAUGCAUCAAUACUUCGUUAUGAAAUCAGAAGAGCGGAAGAAUUGGUCAAAAGAAGAAAAAAAUAAACUAAAAGAAAAGAAUGCAGCAAUAGUAGAAGAAUAUGGUUUCUGUACAAUUGACAAUCACAAGGAAAAAAUUGGUAACUUCAAAAUUGAACCACCGGGAUUGUUUAGGGGUAGAGGAGAGCAUCCCAAACAAGGGAUGUUGAAGAGGAGAACAUUAGCAGAGGACGUUAUCAUCAAUUGUAGCAAGGACAGUAAAAUCCCAGAACCUCCAGCCGGACAUAAAUGGAAGCAAGUUACUCAUGACAAUAAAGUGUCUUGGUUGGCAUCAUGGACAGAGAACGUUCAGGGUCAAACUAAGUAUGUAAUGUUGGGAGCUUCCUCCAGGCUAAAGGUAGGGUUUUAUCUUUUUGUUUUAAUCAUUGUUGAGAUUUUAAUUUUUCAUCAAUUGCAGCUUGCCCUUAGAGCUGGCAAUGAGAAAGAUGAAGAAACGGCUGAUACAGUUGGCUGCUGUUCUUUGAGAGUUGAACACAUAAACCUGCAUGAGGAACUCGACGGAAAGGAAUAUGUUGUUGAGUUUGACUUCCUGGGAAAGGACUCUAUCAGAUAUUACAACAAAGUUAGUGUGGAGAAGAGGGCAUUCAAGAAUUUGAAAUUGUUCAUGGACAACAAGCAACCAGGGGAUGACCUGUUUGAUCGUCUGAACACCGGCAUUCUGAACAAGUAUCUUCAGGAGCUAAUGGAAGGCCUCACAGCAAAGGUCUUCCGUACUUUUAACGCAUCUUUCACACUGCAGAAACAACUGAAAGAGCUCACAAAUCCUGAUGACAGUAUUGCUGCUAAAGUGUUGUCCUACAACCGUGCAAACCGUGCCGUUGCCAUCUUGUGUAACCAUCAACGUGCAGUGCCAAAAACAUUUGAGAAAUCUAUGACCAAUCUGCAUGAAAAGAUAAAGAAGAAAAAAGAUGACGUGAAGAAAGUGAAGAAAGAAUAUAAAGCGAUGAAGCUAGAGUACAAGAAUAGUCGAAAUGACAAACUUAAAAUAGCUCUGGAACGAAAGAAAAAACAAGUCGAAAGACUAGAUGAACAACUUACAAAGUUAGAAGUGUCUGCUACAGACAAAGAGGAAAACAAAGAAAUUGCACUUGGAACCUCCAAACUUAAUUACUUAGAUCCAAGAAUUUCUGUUGCUUGGUGCAAGAAAUGGGAGGUGCCGCUAGAAAAAGUGUACAACAAGACCCAACGUACUAAAUUCAAUUGGGCCAUAGAUAUGGCCGAAGCAGACUAUGUAUUUUGAUGAUAAUUGUUGGGAAUAGGCUCUAAGUAAAAAUUACUUCCAUUGUAUUGAACUUUAAUUUGCUUUGUACUUCAGAAAGGUCAUUCAAACAUACUUAAAUUUGACAUUUAGAAAGCAAAAUCAGAUCAUAUUUAUUGCUUCCAUAUCACCUUCGCUAAAAGUCACUCGUACAAAUAUUGUAUUUUUGAAAAAUAUGUCUACAGUACCUGUUCAUCUUAGUCUACAGAUUUUUUCUUGAAACAUGGUUUGCAAAUGGAAGAUGGUGCAUGGUCCAACUCUUACUGGCAUUUGCUAAAUCAUCCUUUGAUACUUUCUGAUAACUUUGAUAUUUUUGAAAAUGUUAAUACUUUACUUGUAUAAAAAUAAUACAGAAAAUAAUGUAAUAAUGUGAACAUGUUAUGGGAUUUAAUAUUUUUGUUGUCCAUUAUAAUAAGAACAUUUCAGGAUAAUGAUAAAUAUUUAGUAGAGAACAAUUUGCAGACUUAAAAAAUGCUUAAUGAAAACACUUUAAAGAUGGAUUUUUUCUAAUACUCUUAUAUUCUGAACAAAUUAACUGAAAGAUUAAGUUAAUUUUUAACUGCAUGUUCUUUUGCGUUCAUGCACGUUGUAAGAUUUUGUCAAAUGCAAUAAUGAUCUAGAUGGCAUUAAAUGUAAUCAAAUUAACUGUAAUUAAUAUUGUGUAUUGUUUAAAACUACUGUAUAAUUAUGAACACUUUUAAAGAUUUCAUAAUUGGAAUGAAAUUAUCAAAUAUACUGAAGAACUCCACUAUUGAGUACAACAGCCAGCCAUGUAUUUUAUUCUGCGACAUUUUUGUAUAUAUCUAUUUUGUGUUAUUUAAAGUUAAUUUUAGUCUGCAAUUCUUAGUUAAUACUGAAUUCAACCAUCAUUGUUCAGACUCCCCAUGUAACCAUUACAUAAAGCAAUUAAUCACAAUGUAUUCAGUUUGCAAGGACAUGUUGUACAAAUGAUUCAAUGCCAAUUUUAAAAUAAUGAAAUUUGUUUUGGCUUUCCAGCAACAUUAUUUUGUCAUGAAUUUAACAUUUUUUACUCUCUGAAAUGUUGACUUUUGUAUAAAAUAAAUGUAAUGGUAAACAUUGUUAAUAUCAUGCAAAUUCUGAAUAUAUUCUUAAUGGAAUUAAGGUAGAAUUUUAUAAACGUGUUGAUGUAUGUAAUGGUUUGUGAUACAAGGAUUCAUCAGUAGCCUUUUGUUGUUACUGAAUUUGAUCCUACUGUGUUGAACAUUGCAUUUUAACCUGACUAAAUGGUUUCAAAAUCUUGUUUUUAAUUAUAUGUAUGUGUAUUAACAUUGUGUAGGUACUGAGCAACAAUGGUGGUGAACUCAUCUUCACCUUAUUUUGUAUA
Molecule: messenger RNA, 3929 nt
Organism: Anneissia japonica
Lineage: Eukaryota; Metazoa; Echinodermata; Crinoidea; Comatulida; Comatulidae
Product: DNA topoisomerase I, mitochondrial-like
Exons: 17
Coding region: 137-2566 (809 amino acids)
Biological process (GO): chromosome segregation; DNA topological change; DNA replication
Cellular component (GO): chromosome; nucleolus
Molecular function (GO): DNA binding; DNA topoisomerase type I (single strand cut, ATP-independent) activity
Source: RefSeq, a predicted model, not a curated record